UUAUAUUAGUGCAGAACACUGUACCUUUAAUUUAAAUGCCCUUGGAGUCUGCUGGGGAAAGAGAAAUAAUACUGUCAGUCAGUAUGACAUGCAGAUGAGUGCCGUCGAUCUUAGAAUCACCGCACACUUCACUCAUUUGGGCAGUCACGGGGCCAAAACCAGAGUGUGGAGCCACAGUGUGGCGGUGGAGGCAGCAGCAAUGGGAGGCCAUACAGCACCCUAUGACAAAAUGGAACCCACCAGCAGUGUGAGGAGACCUGAAAGUGGCACAUGGCAGAGUGUGGCGAUGGAGACAGCAGCAAUGGGAGGCCGUACAGGGACCCAU
This is a messenger RNA of Staurois parvus, 325 nucleotides long. The record is from the annotation of a GenBank genome assembly. Lineage: Eukaryota; Metazoa; Chordata; Amphibia; Anura; Ranidae.